AUGACCUGGUCAUGUGGUCCUGGUCUCAAGCUGGCGGGGGUCCGGGCCUUCAAUCCGGAGCAGGAGGUGGAGACCCGGAUCAUCGGGGGUCAGGAGGCCUGGGCUCACUCGUGGCCCUGGCAGGUUUCUCUGCGCUUCGCCUCCAUGCCGGCCUGCGGAGGAGCCAUCAUCAGUCCGCUGUGGGUCGUCUCUGCUGCUCACUGCUUCAAAAGGUACAACAAAGCUUCGUCCUGGACGGUUUUGGCUGGAAAACAUGACCUGGAUAAUCCAGAUGAAGCUGGACAGCAGCUGGUCGGCGUCUCGCUCAUCGUCAGCCAUCACGGCUACAACACUCGCAGCAAAGAGAGCGACGUGGCCCUGCUGAAGCUGCAACAGGCGCUCGUCUUCAACCAGUUCGUCAGACCCAUCGACGUCUGGAUGAGUCCGCUGCCGCUCUUCACGAAGUGCACCGUCACUGGAUGGGGCUCCACCCGAGAGAACGGGCCUAGAGUUCACAGACUGCAGGAAGUGAACGUCACUCUGCUGCCUCCUGAUGUCUGUAACCGGUACUAUGUCGGCAGGAUGAGGCCCUCCAUGUUUUGUGCCGGGAAGGAUGUAGGAGGAGUCGACGCCUGCCAGGGGGACUCUGGAGGUCCUCUGUCCUGCUUCACUGGCAGCAGGUAUGAGCUGGCAGGUCUGGUGAGUUGGGGGGUCGGUUGUGGGCGAGCCAGAAGACCAGGGGUCUACACCAAAAUCCAGCAGCACACCAAGUGGAUCUCUGACACUAUGAAUGAUCAGAACAUCACAAACACAGAUGACAUCACCACUGAAGAGGACAGGUGUGGUAAGCAGCAGAGUUCCAGCUGUGAGCGACACCCAGGCCUUGCUGGUCUCUCAGUGUCCCAGGAUGGUGAGGUGUCUGUGGGGAAUGUGACGGAGUCCUGCCCCUUCUUCUGGUCCUGGCAGGUCAGCGUGCAGCACAACGGGCGCCAUUACUGCAGCGGGACCCUGAUCCACCGCCGCUGGGUGCUCACUGCACACCACUGCAACGUCAGGAAGGAGGACAUGGUGGUUUUGGGAGUUCAUGACCUUCGGUUUUCGUCGCCUCAAAUGAUCCCAGUGGACAAAGUCUUCAACCCGCCACAGGAUGACAGUUUCCCCCCGUCAUGUGACCUGUCGCUGCUCCGCCUCAGCGUUCCCGCCAGAUUCAACUCAAACGUGUCCCCAGUUUGCGUCCCUGAUGAGGACGAGGAGCUGGACGCUAGCUGGUCAUGUGUCACCACCGGUUGGGGAUCCAUGAGCGCAGCAGCUGAUGUUGAUCCGGACCGGAUGCACCAGGCUCAGCUGACCCUGGUCAACCAGACUACCUGCAGAGAUAAAUGGGGCAGCAGUCUCAUCAGUGACUCCCAUAUCUGUUCACAUCCUGCAGGCUCCACCUCCUGCAUGGGUGACUCUGGAGCUCCUCUGUUGUGUCGGAAGCGUGGGGCCUACUUCCUGUUUGGCGUGGUCACAUGGGGCAGCCGGCGCUGUGACACAGAAAAACCGGCCAUCUUCUCCCUAAUCUCAGAUUAUCACUCGUGGAUCACUGAGGUGACUGAAGACAUCUGA
Molecule: messenger RNA, 1587 nt
Organism: Scomber japonicus (chub mackerel)
Lineage: Eukaryota; Metazoa; Chordata; Actinopteri; Scombriformes; Scombridae
Gene: ovch1
Product: ovochymase 1
Exons: 12
Coding region: 1-1587 (528 amino acids)
Biological process (GO): proteolysis
Molecular function (GO): serine-type endopeptidase activity
Source: RefSeq, a predicted model, not a curated record